AUGCAUAAGGCAACAAGCGCAGCCCCAGAUAUCGACCUCGCUAUAGAGGAAACCCAAAGGACUCCCUUCACAGAAAGAAUCGCGGGGAUGAAGCUAAGCACCAUUGGGAAAAUUAAAUUCCCCAAAUACUCUGGAAACUCAGACCCUAAAGCUCACAUCCGAGCCUUUAGACUCGCAAUAUCCAGAGCACACCUCAACGACAACGAAAAAGAAGCGGGCUACUGUCGUUUCUUCGCAGAGAACCUCGUGGGCUCCGCCUUAGAAUGGUUCGCCGGCCUAGAAGAAAAUUCGAUUGAUAACUUCACACAGCUGGUGUCGGCGUUCCUAAAGCAAUACUCGGUGUUCAUAGAAACCAGAACGACCAAAGCCGAUCUAUGGAACCUUAAACAAGCGCCCUUUCGAGCCUCUAAGAGCCUACAUAAACAAUUUAGGGAAAUCAAAGCCAAAAUCGCAAACCUAAACGACGGGGUGGCCCUAGCCGCCCUGAAAAAUGGUGUGUGGUUCUCUUCUAAAUUCAAAGAAGAAAUGUCGGUCAGAGCCCCGGUGUCACUAGACGACGCGCUGCACCGAGCAUCGCACUUUGCGGCCUACGAAGAGGACGUAGCUAACUUGAAAGAGCAAUUCUUGGCAAGCAAAAAUGCCGCCAGUAAAAAGACCUCGACAACUAAAGAAGCACUGACCAAAGGUCAACAUUCUUACACAAUAGACAACUCCACGAAAAAUAGGUCAUGGACUUUUGAUCUAAAUAAACAUUGCGAUUUCCACAAACGAAAAGGGCAUUCCACUGAGGAAUGCCGCGCUGCUUUGCGCGAAAAAGAGAGAAAGGAGGAAGAAGAAAAAUCCCAAGAGGACGAACUCCCUUCGACUCCAAAAAAUGACAGAAAGCCGAAAUCGUCUUCCCACAAAAGGGCUCGGGAGGUAGAGGCCGAGUUCACCAAACUCGCCACAUGCCCUCCAAAAAGCAUGUCGACAUGA
Raphanus sativus (radish) is the source of this 975-nucleotide messenger RNA. RefSeq lists its product as uncharacterized. The record is from RefSeq and is a predicted model, not a curated record. Bases 1 to 975 code for a protein of 324 amino acids. The transcript has a single exon. Lineage: Eukaryota; Viridiplantae; Streptophyta; Magnoliopsida; Brassicales; Brassicaceae.